UUUCACUGUGAAUCUAGAUUCACGUAGUGCUUUAUUGUGCUCAUCGCUUACAGCAGUCGUAGAAAAUGAUUUCAAAAAAUUUUACUGUGUUAUGUUUAGCUACUCUUUUUGGACUAUCAAAUGCCUUAGUUCCAUCCUACAUUGAAGUCUGUGGCCGACGCAAUCCGAAACUGGACCAAUGUGUAAUAGACAGUGCAAUGAAACUACUACCGAAAUUGAAAGAUGGAAUUCCUGAAUUAGAUGUACCCCCACUCGAACCUCUGGAAAUUGAAGAACUUCCUAUGGCCAAUCUUGAUUCCUUCAGAGCUUCUGCGACUGAUGUUAAGCUCAGGGGCUUGUCUAAUUUUACUAUUAAAAAUCUUAAGGUUAAACUUCAAGAUUAUAAAAUCUACAUUGAAGUUUUAUUUCCUCGUGUCCAUCUCAACUCUGAUUACAAUGUGAAAGCGAAAAUUCUAGUACCUAUUGCCGAAAAAGGACCUAUUGACAUGAUCACAGAAAAUAUAGCUGCGAAGACUACAAUGAAAUUCCGGUUGAUCGAACGUCGUGGACGUCAAAUUAUGUUUUGGGAAGAAAUGACAACAAAAAUUUUCAUUAAAGACUACACGGCUAAUUUUGAGCCUGGUGAACAGAAACCUCUGACUCAGGCCAUUAAUCAAGUUCUUCAAACCAAUAGAAAAGAGAUCAUCGAAAGCAUUACACCAUCUUUGGAGCGAGCCAUUUCUAAACAAAUUCUAGAUAUUAGUAAUCGUAUAUCAAAGCAUUUUUCUUAUGAAGAGUUAUUCCCCGAUCUCGAUUCGUCUCAUAGUGGAUCUAAAAGUCAAACAGUCAAUAUGGCCCACAGAAUAGCAGUUUUCAUCUGCUUUGUGACAAUACUCGCACUUAUCAAUGCUGAUAUUCCAAAAACGAUUAAAAUAUGCGGACGACGCAAUCCUCAACUAAACCAAUGCGUGAUAAAUGCUACAUUGGACCUAAUGCCAAAAUUGAAAACGGGUGUACCCGAACUUGAUUUGUCGUCAAUCGAACCAAUCAAAAUCGACAAUCUUGUCAUGGCAGACAUUGACAAUUUCCAUGCCUACGCAACUAACGUCACGCUCGGUGGUCUCAGUGAAUUCAAGAUAAAUCUCAUGAACGUCGAUUUAGAGAGCGGAAAAGUUGACAUCGAGUAUGUUUUUCCAAAAAUCCAUGUCAAAUCCAAUUACGAAGUAAAGGCUAAGAUACUCAUUCCAAUCAACGAGAAAGGACCGAUCGAUCUAAUUACAGAGAAUACUCUGGUGAAAGCACGAAUGUUGUUCAAAAAAGUAAAUCACAAGGGACGCGUCAUGAUGUACUGGACGUCGAUGAAAAUGAAGAUCAAGAUUACGGACUACACUGCGAAUUUUGUGUCGAGCGACGAUAGUCCAAUGACACAAGCCAUCAACCAAGUGCUGGCGACUAAUCGCCAAGAGAUCAUCGAGAGCAUGACCCCGAGCUUUGAAAAAUCUCUGUCGGCCAAGGUGCUGGAAUUAGGCAAUCAAAUUUGCAAGCGAUUUUCCUUUGACGAAUUAUACCCUGAUAGGGAAUGAGUUUGAUUUUUCUUUGUUAAUUAAAGUGUAGCGACGAUAAAAAGUCUGAAUUAUCUAUGAA
Trichogramma pretiosum is the source of this 1623-nucleotide messenger RNA. RefSeq lists its product as uncharacterized. Lineage: Eukaryota; Metazoa; Arthropoda; Insecta; Hymenoptera; Trichogrammatidae. Bases 66 to 1562 code for a protein of 498 amino acids. The transcript has 6 exons. The record is from RefSeq and is a predicted model, not a curated record.